Messenger RNA from Leptidea sinapis, 4210 nucleotides. RefSeq lists its product as uncharacterized. The record is from RefSeq and is a predicted model, not a curated record. The transcript has 2 exons. Bases 2788 to 3753 code for a protein of 321 amino acids. Lineage: Eukaryota; Metazoa; Arthropoda; Insecta; Lepidoptera; Pieridae.
GUAAAUCAAAAGUGUGGAUUAUUCUUCCAUUCCUUUUUGCUUGAACUCGUGCGGAAUAUCUGGCUUAUCCUUUCUUAUGCCGACUAUGGUCAAAUUGUGAUCUUUUAGGAGUUCUUGUGCGAAAGGAAUGCUGAUGAACCAAUUGUCCAUUGUUACAUUACUCCCUGUCCCAUCGGGCCUAUAUCGAUAAGUUCUAUCAUUCAUUUCACAAGUGCUUUUGUAGAAGUAUCUUGAUGGUAGGGACCUUAUGGCUGCUUUCCGACGCAAAUUUCGAGUUUUUUUUUGUAUAAAAUGAAACAGUAUCUACCAAUGAAAAACUUUGAACCCGUAUUUUGCUGGCUUAUUUGGUAUAUAUUGGCGGAAUCUACACGCUCUAAAAGCUAACAACAUUUCAUCAAGUGUGUGACAUAUUAAUUGGGUUUGUAAUAUUUGUUGCAAUUGUCGACAAACUUUACAAACCCCAUGAAUUUCCCUUAUUAGGGCUAAUUUAUGGACUUCGUUUCGUUGUUGAGGACUGUGAAUGUUAUCAAACCGUAACAUUUAUAGCAAUAACUGAUAUCGCUGCUUAGCCAUAAUAGUACGAAUUAUUUCUAUACCAGUGCCGUCACUCGCACAAAUAUCAUCAAUUGACGUGUGUGAUGACUGUGUAUGGUUUAAAGAACUUUAUUCUCAUUAAGAAUACAGAAUUCACUUACAUGAGAAAUUUAACUAUAUUAUCAAUAGGUAUCUUAACCGUACUGCGAUUUUAUACCAAAGACAUAGUGAGUAGAAAUGAAAUCAAAUAACUGCGUAAACAUUAUGAUCAAGACGUGCACUCAAAUGAUUCAUGUAAUCCAAUUAGUUAUUCAACUCUAAUCAACGCUUUUAGCUUAGACAGACUGGCCAGCUCAUAUUCACAUCAUUUAUAACUAUUACAGGAACACACGCAAUGAAUUACACUAAUAAAAGCUAUCAAUUAAUGUUUUAUAAUAUGCAUUAUUUUUGCUAAAAUUGAAAAAAUGACAGCAAACUUUCACAGAUAACAUAUCGACAUAAGAUUUUUGACGUUUGGCUAUAGAGAUGGUACAUUUAGAAUGAAAUAUCAAGAAUGGAAACUCAACUUUUAUUUUGUUUUGGGCUUGGCACCGACUUCAAACCUAUUAAAAGGUACCACAUACAAAUAAUAGUAAUUUAUUUAUUAAGGAAACAAACAGAUACAUCAUUAUAGUACAAAAUUGACUUAAAUAAAUAAACAAAUUACAAUAUUGGAUAUAUCCUAGAAUAGUUUCACCGAGAGCACAAAAAAAUACAAUUUUACAGACAUGACAACAGAAUGAUAAGUAAACAAUAGAAUAUUUAGGCGAAUACACAGUAUUAUAUAAAUCAAGACACAGACAGGGAUAUUGGAAAUUACGUUUUCCAACUUUGCCCUAGAGUCAUCAUCAAUAUCGUACUUCUCCUUCAGCAUGUCGAGAAUGUCACUCAGCCCGGCAGUCGACUUCUUUAUUAUCUUGGAUAUAUGGUUGUUCCUUAGUAAGAACAUCAUGAUCAAGAACUCGAGAUCUUUAGCCAGUCCUUCCUGAUUAGAGAAGCAGUCCUGAUCUCUAGAACUGUUGGUGGGCCUGAAUUCAUCAUUCACCCUUGUCAGGUCGCACACCAUCUUCUCCUUUAUGCGAGCCAUGUCUCUAUCUCAACUCUGUCUAUUUCGUACCAGCUGCCGCAUGAUUACACGGGGGUCAAAUCUCUGGUAUUCCAACACAGUCCUGAGAAGGCUCAAGAAUGCAGUGUCCGGAUUGACUAAUGAUUCAAACUCAUUCCUGUCAAGAACCUCUCGCACCUCUGAGUCCUCCUGGAAGUACUUCAAGACAUCUGACAAAACCCAUUGAUCACUCAUGGUUGGAGUUAUGUGCAGCAGCCUUUUUACAGUAUUCUUAAACUUCCCUAUUUCUACUAGAAUUGAGUUAAUAAUGUUAAGCCCGACAAUGUGUGGUGGUAGCUUCUCCUCCUUACCUCGCAGUAAAGACUUAACAGCAACUGUCAAUCGACGAAGGUGAAGUGUGUCCUGAAAUAGCAAAAAGGGUUAAAACUGAUUUCUAUGUAGAUGAUUUGCUAACAGGCUGUGAAACAGUAGAAGAAAGAAUAAGAACUUACACAGAAAUGAACAAGUUGCUUAAGAAAGGACAAUUUGAACUACAGAAAUGGGUGACAAACAACGAGGAGUUGGCUUAAGUAGUAGAGGAUAGAAAAGGAAAUCAGAAAGAGAACAUAGAUAUAAAGAUAGAUGAAGUAGUGAAGAUAUUAGGGCUCUCCUGGGACAAGGAAUCAGAUUCCUUCCAUUAUUCUGUUCAACACAGACAGGGAUAUAAUAAUUCCAAAUUAAUCAAUUAAUUUUAUCAAAUGGUCAAAAUGAGUGCCAUUCUAUUGAAUACAAAGUUGCACUCUUUUGGUAAUUUCACUUCCUGUCGCUUUUUGAUCAUGUUAUGGUGUAUAUUUAGAAUAAUAUGUCAAGUUCUGUUUGUAGCUCCUGGACAGUUUCAUACCGGUUCUUAUAAACUAAAUUUACUAACCGCGUAUAAGGCUGCCAGUCCACCAGAGCGGAGCGAGGCAGCGGAGCCGAGAAACGGACUAAUGCGGAGUGGAGUUGCGUACUGUGACUGUCCACCGGAGCGGAGCGAGGCUGCGGAGCGGAGUGAGGAAGUAAUGCGGAGCGGAGUUGCUGUGUUUUUCAAUAUGCGGAGCUAGGCAGCAAGUACGCGACGAGUGAUUUCGAGCUCCCGGCGUGGGGCGAUUGGUUUAAUUCUACGCGAAAUGUCAGUGAUAGCAGACAUGCCAUCGAAAAAGUUGAUACAUUAUUACCUUACAUUGCUUGAGGAAGAAGCGUUGGAGUCAGAAGAAGCCGAAAUACUUACCAUAUACCAUUUGAACAAUUCUAUGAGGAAACAUAGAUUUUGGUUAAGAAAUCAUAUCAAACAUCGUUCAGAACACAGUGAAUAUUUUACUUUUUUCCAAACAGCUGAUGAAGAAACUUUCGAAAAUUCUUAUAGAGUUUCAAGAUGUACUUUUUAUGAACUUCACUCCCUGAUUGAACCAUAUAUUCGGAAACAAGACACAAAUUACAGAAAUUCAAUUAGUAGCCGUGAAAGAUUAGCGGUGUGUUUAAAGUAUUUAGCAACCGGCCAGUCAUUUACAACGAUGGGAGAGAAUUUUAGAAUUGGAUUGAAAAGUGUAUCAAGAAUUGUUGAGGAGGUUUGUGAUGCUUUAUGGAAUAUAUUGCAACCUCUUGUCAUGUCACAACCAACAGAAAACGACUGGAAAGAAAUCGCAAAAGAUUUUGAUGAACUAUGGCAAUUUAAAAAUUGUAUAGGUGCUCUUGAUGGCAAGCACGUAUAUAUCAAGGCUCCCUCGAAAACCGGGUCCUCGUUUUUCAACUACAAAAAGAGAUUUUCUGUAGUAUUGAUGUGUUUAGCUGAUGCCAAAAGGAAAAUCAUAAUGGCUGAUGUGGGAUCUAUGGGAAGAUUUUCUGAUGCAGGAAUUUUUGAUAACAGCAUUUUCGGAAAGAGUCUAAAAGAAAAGAGAUUGAAUUUACCUCAGCCGGUACCAUUUUAUCAAGGUGGAGCAAAAAUGCCGUUCGUAUUUAUAGGAGACGAAGCUUUUCCAUUAAUGGAAAAUUUUAUGAGGCCUUACCCACGUGAUGGACUUAACGCAGAAAAAAAAUUUUUAAUUACCGAUUAUCAAGAGCACGUCGUAUUGUUGAGGCAACUUUCGGUGUAUUGACGAGAAAGUGGUACGUGUAUCAUAAAGAUUUUGAAUGCAAAAUAGAAACAGUUGACAAGGUAAUAAAAGCAACAUGUGUUUUGCACAAUUAUUUAAUUCAAAGACAACCUAAUUAUAUAAACAAUAUUGAAAAUAACAUGGAGCAAUCAUUAUUAUCAGUUGGUGAUAUUAUAGAAACACAACAUUCUAGUAACGAUGGUUAUCAAGUUCGUGAAAUGUAUUGUUCAUACUUUAAUAAUCAGGGGAAGGUACCAUGGCAAGAUACUCGAAUUUUGAAAAGAAUCUAUAAUAGUCAGUGAUGUGAGACAGAUAUAGAUAAUUUGGCCAGCUGCGGACAUUAUUUAACUAUUUAGGCUAUUACAUUAUAUAGGCUAUUUUGUUAAAUAAAAAAAAAGAUAUCAAUAUGUACCUACUAGAAGGUAUUAUAGAAUAAAGAUACAUAUUAUUUACCAUCCGA